Molecule: messenger RNA, 747 nt
Organism: Naegleria gruberi
Lineage: Eukaryota; Heterolobosea; Eutetramitea; Acrasida; Naegleriidae
Exons: 3
Coding region: 1-747 (248 amino acids)
Source: RefSeq, a predicted model, not a curated record
AUGGGAAAACACGACAAGAAGGAUGAAACUCUCGAUCAACAAAAGUAUUUUAAUAGAAUUUAUGAACCUCUGGUGAAAACAGCCUUGUCCGAAGAGUAUGGAGAAGGCUGGAAGGAAAUUGUAGAAAAAGCAGCAAGUAAUCAAGAUCAGGGAGGUGAUUAUAUGAGUGCUACAACAUUUGGAAGAGGAUCAUCUUCAUCUGCUCCGAGAUUUAAUGUUAAUUUAUCAGCAUCAAGUGCUUGGGAUACACAGAAUAUUAUUGGAGUUAUACAACGACAUUGGAAUGAUGCGUUUGCUGCGGGAAAUAGAUGGUUGACUAAUACGGAUAGGAAUUUAUUAUUUGAAGCUAGGAAUUGUAGAAAUAAGUGGGCUCAUCAAAAUCAUUUUACUUUGAGGGAUACGUAUCGAUAUAUUGAUAGUAUUCAGAGGUUAUUGGAAUUAAUUCCAGAGAAGAGUCAUGAAUGGGAGGAAGUUGACAAGAUGAGGAAUUAUGUAUUGCUAUAUCUUGCAAAUGAAGUGAAAAGAGAAUCCAAGAAAAAGCAGGAGGAAAAACAUGCUAAGUCUUCUAAACCUUCUAGUAGUAGCAGUUCCAAAAAUGUUUCACAUUCUUCACCUGAAUAUCAUGAAGAGGAACAAGAGGAAGAAGAGGAAUACUAUAAUUCGAAUAUUUCGUAUAAUAGUUCAUUAUUCCAGUCCACAGCCACAACAACAGCCAUCGAUUCACCACCAGAAUCAUCAACACCAUAA